Danaus chrysippus (African queen) is the source of this 606-nucleotide messenger RNA. The record is from the annotation of a GenBank genome assembly. NCBI's taxonomy places the organism in Eukaryota, Metazoa, Arthropoda, Insecta, Lepidoptera, Nymphalidae.
AUGGCCCGCGAGUUUGAUCAUCUUUUUAAACUGCUGAUUAUCGGUGACAGUGGUGUAGGAAAAAGCUGUCUCCUUCUACGUUUUGCGGACAACACUUUCUCCGGUAGUUAUAUUACGACGAUCGGUGUCGAUUUCAAAAUAAGAACUUUAGAGAUAAAUGGUGAAAGAGUUAAACUUCAGAUAUGGGAUACAGCCGGGCAGGAAAGGUUUAGAACGAUCACGAGCACGUACUAUAGAGGGACUCACGGUGUCAUCGUUGUAUACGAUGUCACUAAUGGGGAGUCGUUUGCUAAUGUGAAGAGAUGGUUGCACGAGAUCGAACAGAAUUGCGAUGUCGUCAACAAAGUACUAGUUGGUAAUAAAAACGACUGUCCAUCAAGGAAAGUAGUCGUUACGGAGGAUGCUCAAAGAUUUGCAAAUCAAAUGAACAUACCAUUGUUUGAGACGAGUGCUAAAGAAAACAUCAAUGUAGAGGAAAUGUUUCUAACUAUAACAAAAAUGGUUCUAAGGUCUAAGUUGGAAAUGAAGGAGAGGCAAAAUGUAACAGCGAAUGACACAGUAAAUCUAAAGAAGAGCCACAAAGGGAAGAAAAAAUGUUGCCACUGA